Molecule: messenger RNA, 1715 nt
Organism: Limulus polyphemus (Atlantic horseshoe crab)
Lineage: Eukaryota; Metazoa; Arthropoda; Merostomata; Xiphosura; Limulidae
Exons: 2
Coding region: 160-831 (223 amino acids)
Cellular component (GO): chitin-based extracellular matrix
Molecular function (GO): structural constituent of chitin-based larval cuticle
Source: RefSeq, a predicted model, not a curated record
GACGUCGUAAAGAAAAGAGAAAAGCAUGCCUAACUAAUCACACAACAAAAUAUAUAAAUAGAUGGAACCCUAUUUACAACAGUUGAAUGGCGUUAACAUAUCUCGACUGAAACAUAAUACAGCAGCGGACCUCUUUCGCCGGAGGGAAUCUUUUACAGAAUGGAGCGUUUAGUGAUUCUCAUCUGUGUCUGCUUUGUGACCACGACAGCUCAGAAUACGCUUUAUCAAGGUCCUGGAAGCCAACACUUCAACCCAGACUUUAUAGCAGCACUACAACAUCAGGCUCGUCCUGUUGCUGCUAGGUCUCGGCAUUACAAUGCUGUUUCUAACAGUCUUCAUCAGGACUUGAAGAUUCAUCAACUUCAGCUUCAGCAACAUGAGCAAGAGGUACAGCGCCAUCUUCAACAAGAAAACGAAGCUAUACGUGGGAAUUUCCAACCUACAAACCAGCAAGUAUAUCAGCAACAAGCUCUCACAGCUGCUCACCAACCUCAAGAUCAGCAAGAAUACUAUCUUGAACAGCAACAAGCUUUAAAAGAUGCUCAUCAGCCCCAGGAACUUGAUACUCCUAAGAACUACCAUCCACCAGCUCUUGUCCACAAAGUUAAUAUCGGCCCCAAACUCCAGGGUGAUUACGACUUUGUCUAUGACACCGGUAAGGGACCCUUCGGUCAGAGCUUCCGUACUGAAACCCGUCUUCCCGAUGGGACAGUAAAGGGCUCUUACGGUUAUAUAGACAGUGACGGUCGUCAGAGAACUGUGAAUUAUAUUGCCGGUAAAGGAGGGUUUGUUGCUGAAGGCGAUGUUGGUCCAGAUUACACAGCAGCGUGAACAACUGUCCGGCCUUUAGAUAAAGACUAAUAUUAUAUUUAUGUAUUUUCAUCCAAUAAACAUUUACUCCAGUUCAAAUACUUUAUAAUUUAAAUUGUUAACAUUAUAUAUAUGUUUCACAUUUCUAACAACAUAACAUGUUUGUCAGAAAUAUGUCACAUACAUCAGUGUUUACUUACGUGACUUACAUUUUGUGUGAAAAAUAACCGGUAUUUAGUAUUAUUUCUAUGGAGGAAAAAAAUGUGCGUUUUUUUCUGCUAUAUUAUGAAAAGAAAAUUGACAUAGUCUUAAUUGAUGAAGGUAUUUUGUCAUGUGAGCUCCAUUAAUACAUUUCGAAGAACAAUAAUAAGUGAGAAUACAAAACAUUCUUAACAGCUUUGUAUAUUUAAAACUUCCUGUUUUACUCUUAUUACAGGACAUAGGUCUCACUGUUAUCUGAUCCUAAUAACUGAGAUGAAUAAUUUUGCAGUAACUUCUGAGUAUUCGUUAUAUUAAUCUCUGUAUAUUUAAAAGGUGCCGAAAAGGUGCAUGUUAUAAAUCAGUGCUUGGCUUAAUAUGGUUUUGCUGUGUUUUGAGGUGAUAUUUUUAUAACCGUGCUGUAACUUUGCAGUAUCUGGCGAAUAUAGUUAUACCUUUAGAAUGUUAUUUCAAAAGAUCAGGUGCAGUAGAACGUGAUUAUGAAAAUAUUUUGCAGGAUUUUAAAAGAAAAGUUUAUUUGUAUUGCAAUAUAUAUAUAUAUCAUGAAGUUUCUUUUUCUGCAUAUUUACGUAAAAUCUGUAACACUAUUUUGAAAAUAAACAGCCGUUUUCAAGUUUUUGUAUAUUUUACCCAUAUCGUUAUCUGUUUCCCGAAAACAUAAGCAAGUAUUUGAUGAUAUAUAUAUA